AUGGAGUCCAAGAGAUCUUUGAACGAUUACCAGCUCCCUCCUGGUAAGACCGCCGUGGUUAUUGGCGCUACGACAGGCAUAGGUGCUGCGGUAGCUCGUAAGCUAUCUUCGGUUGGAUGUUCAAGGGUGAUCAUUUUGGGUAGGAACGAAGAGCGAGGGCUGAAGGUAAUCAAUCGGAUGAAACAACUCUCAGAGGAGAAGGUACAAGCCGAUUUCGUCAAAGGUGAUAUCUCAUGUAUGGAAGGGAUCAAAAAUGCGUUCGAUAGCAUUAAAAGCGCUCUGAGUGAUGUUCAGGUGGAUUAUAUUGUCAUGUGUCAGAAUGGUCCUCCCACUGGUACAAUCAACCUAAAUGAAGAUGGCGAAGGAACAGAAUUCACCAUCCAAGUGACCUCUCGAUUCCUCCUUGCUUAUCUGUUCGCUAGCCACGCAUUGAUAUCUCAAGGAGGAAAAGUAAUGUUCAUCGCCAAUCCUGGAUUAUCGUAUGAUAAACUAGAUAUAAGUGAUCUAAGCCUGAAGAAGCUCGCUGAGAAUGGGAGAAGCAGAGCUCUGUUGACUGUGGAUCAGUCAAUGAGGGACAGUACCGUGCUGGACAGUGUAGUACUAGUAUUUAACGAACGAUACCCUCAAUACACCUUUUAUCAUGUUCAUCCAGGUAUGUCCGUACAGUGA
Molecule: messenger RNA, 669 nt
Organism: Kwoniella botswanensis
Lineage: Eukaryota; Fungi; Basidiomycota; Tremellomycetes; Tremellales; Cryptococcaceae
Exons: 5
Coding region: 1-669 (222 amino acids)
Source: RefSeq, a predicted model, not a curated record